Molecule: messenger RNA, 4710 nt
Organism: Paramisgurnus dabryanus
Lineage: Eukaryota; Metazoa; Chordata; Actinopteri; Cypriniformes; Cobitidae
Gene: gpc1a
Product: glypican 1a
Biological process (GO): cell migration; regulation of protein localization to membrane; negative regulation of fibroblast growth factor receptor signaling pathway
Cellular component (GO): cell surface; plasma membrane; synapse
Molecular function (GO): fibroblast growth factor binding
Source: RefSeq, a predicted model, not a curated record
UAGAGGCAGACAGCGCGAGCGCGCACAGCACCACCGCGAGCCGGCAUAAUUUCAUACACAGCUACAGUAAUCUCUAAUGGGACUGUAUAUAAAGCGCGUAUACAGAUAUUAUUAAUCAUAAAUUAUGAAUAGUGCGUAAAGACAUGAACACCAAAAACAGAUCCCCACCACCGGACUAAUCAAUAACCAACAUCCUCCUCAUCAGGACCACCAGCUGUCUACCUGGACGCCCCCCAAAGUGCAUUUACAUCUCAAACAAGUGGAUUUCUCUUCAAUUUUCUACUCUGUCGUAUUCAGAAAUAGUGGAUGCGCGUGAAUCCGCCGUCCCGGACCUGUUUUGAAUUGCGCAUCGGCAUUAGUGGACUUCAUUGGGUUCGAGUCGGCGUCUCUGGAUACGGACACAAUGGAUCUUACACCGCUCGCGCUGCUCGUGUCGCUCAUCACAGCGUCUCUGUCUGCGGAUAACGCCGGCGGUAAAGCGAAGAGCUGCACCGAAGUACGAACGUUUUACAGCGGGAAGGGAUUCACGUUAAACGGAGUCCCGCAGUCCGAGAUAUCAGGGGAACAUCUGCGCAUCUGUCCACAGGGCUACACGUGCUGCACCAGCGCUAUGGAGGAGACGCUGUCGAACCUGAGCCGCAGAGAGUUUGAGGGGCUGGUCAGAGAGGCGGGACGCUCCAUACAGGCCUCACUUAAUGCCCAGUACAGAACUUUUGAUACAUACUUCCUUGAACUUCUCAACGGUUCUGAGCGAUGGUUGGAAGAGGCUUUCGUGGCAGCCCUGGGGGAUCUCUACCGACCUAACGCGGGUGUUUUCCGUGACCUGUACGCCGACCUGCGACGCUACUACAGCGGUGCAUCUCUGAACCUCGAGGAGAUCUUGGACGAGUUCUGGAUGAGGCUUCUGGAGCGUCUUUUGAAGGCAUCAGACCCCGAGACCGCCUCCCUCCUCUCCGAUGACUUCCUGGAGUGCGCCUCCAAGCAAACCGAGACCCUGCGUCCUUUCGGCGACGCCCCGCGCGAACUGAAAGCCAAGCUUGUUCGGGCCUUCAUCGCUGCUCGCGCUUUCGUUCAGGGCCUUAAUGCGGCUGGAGAGAUCGUAAGGAAAGUGUCGCAGGUUCCUCUAAGUGUGGAGUGCAAUCGUGCCAUUAUGAAACUGGUGUACUGCCCUCAUUGCAGAGGUCUUGGAUCAGUCAAACCUUGUGCCAACUACUGUAAAAACGUCAUGAAGGGCUGCCUGGCCAAUCAGGCUGACUUAGACACCGAGUGGCAAAGUCUUAUAGAAACCAUGCUACAGGUGGCCUCCAGUUUUGGUGCCGAGCCCAGCAUGGACACUGUGAUCUAUUCAAUUCCUGUGAGAAUCUCAGAAGCCGUUCUCGCUUUGCAAGAGAACAUGGAGAUCUAUACCAGCAAGGUUUUCAAGGCCUGUGGGGACCGCGGAGAGGAAGGCACACCGAGCUCAAUAUCCGAGGAGCCAAAAAAGAGAGGAAGUACGGUGACGGCCCUGGAAUACAAACCCAGUCCCAAAGCAGCAGCGCGACUGGAGGUCCAGGUCACAGACGUUUCCAGUAAACUCAAGGAAAUGCAGUUUUAUUGGGUUCAGUUGCCUUCGGCUCUCUGCAGCGGUAAAACAUCCAGCGGUGACAAAUGUUGGAAUGGAAUGACCAAAGCCAGUUAUCUCCCUGAGGUCAUGGGGGACGGGCUGGCCAAUCAGAUUAAUAACCCAGAGGUGGACAUUGACAUCACCAAGCCAGACAGGACCAUCCGUCAACAGAUCAUGCUGCUGAAGAUCAUGUCUAAUCGCCUGAGAAAUGCUCUUAAUGGAAACGACAUCGACUUUCAAGACACCAGUGAUGAUUUCAGUGGAUCUGGAAGUGGCAUGUGUGCGGAUCACAUGUGCGUCCGGGGCAGGCCGCCGGUCUUCGGGCCGAAAACAGACAAACCCAGACUCUUCGCUUCCCAACCUGAAAACAAAAGAGUUAAAGGCUCUGCGAACCCAAUCCAGCCAUCCAUCAUCUUACUGCUUCUGUUACUCGCAUGUCUGUUUCUCAGACGGUAAUGCAAGUAUUUCAGUGCAGCUGAUUCAAACUUUGGGAUCUGGUCAGGAAUUUUUGGAUAGGAUGGGGAUGAACACGGAAUGUUAAAAUAUGAGGAAAAAAAUGAAUAGGAAAAAUGAGAAAUGGUGAGCUGUUAAAAUUGCCAAAAGAAAAGGAACCUUGCGAGUAAAUGAACAUUUUAUUUCCUCUUGAAUGCAGAGGCAACCGUGAAACAAUUUUUUGUUUUGUUUUUUAUGUUUUGUAAUAUGUCAGACAUAAUUGCUGAUUGACAUUUCAGUUUUUUACCUUUGAAUGUAAAAAAAUGAACUAGAUAGGAAGAAUGGCGGUUUAGAUUUACAGUAUGAGGUUCUCAGCCACUGAAGCAAUUUAUACACAAUUCAUUGUUCAAGUCACCCAGUCAACAACCACACUUUCACCAGUCAAGUUUCAUUUCACCUUGCAUUUGUUACAUAAAUUCAUCUUUGCACAAAAGUCUGUUUUACCUUGAAUGUGCGCAUUACAAAACACUAAAGGAUUAGGUCAUAAAAAAGAAAAGCCUAAUCUAAUUUUUUAUAUUUGGGUAUAAUUCUUUCAUUCUGCUUUGAGAUCAUCUCUGAUAGGGCUGCACGAUAAAUCGCAUGCGAUAGUCGGCAGUAAAGCCCGUUCCUUAAUUAGUAGUAAAUCGCCAUCACCUGCUUUCAGAUGGAGUGCCAUUUACUACACAAACCCAUAGUUUACUGACAAGCUGGGCCAUACGCAGGCGAUGCGUCUGCGAUAAUUCAUGUCAAAUUUGGCCGGAUUGAUGAGAUGCGCAUGACAAUCAAAUGCGAUUUAUCGUGCAGCCCUAAUUUCUGAAAUUGUAAAAAAAUGACAAAAAAUAUGUUUCUGUACAAAAAUGUACAAAACGUUAACUUUAUGAAACUGUUGGCUGUGUUAUUGCUCAUAACGGCACAAAAUAUAUGAGAAUGUCACCGUUGGCAUACUGUACUGUACUUACACAGAAGCAUGUGUCAAUCUUCUUAAAUCAUUUGAUUUGCCUUGAAUGCAACUUCUUUAUUAGCCAAAGCCCAAUGAGAGCUGUUUACAGAAUGUACAUUUAAUAAACAUCUUUUGCAAACAUCAGUCACUUUUAAUGAAAGUGCGUAGGGCACUGCGACAACUUCACGAUUUUGAUUUCACAGCAAUAUCACAUGUGGCAUUGACACUUUAACCGUGGGUUCACACCAGCCUGUUUGAGGCGUCAAAUUCGCGUCUACCGCGUCUAGUUUGCCGCUUGAACAUUUUGAGUUUACUCACUUCAUUCGCGCAUGAAAGCCGCGCACGAAAUUCUAGUCAUCGAGACAUUUACGGGGAAAUUCGAGUCAUGGGAGGGGCUUCUGCGACUCUGCUCGCUUUCUGUAAUCACGUCACUACCAGAGCAAGCUCCUGAUUGGUUAACGCGGCGCGUUUUUCUACCACAGUUCAAAUUUUUCAACUCGCACGUUUGCUCAAAUCGUGCCAUUCGCGCGAAUUAGAUGGGCGAAUGAGGCGAAAUCGAGUCUACCACACUAAACGCCUAAUUCGCGCCGCGAGACCUCCAGACGCGUGUCAACGCGUCUUUAUAUUGACUUAACAUUGAAAUCACUCGCGCCUGACGCCUCUACUGCUGCUGGUCUGAACGCAACAUAAGACCAUUUCAAGAAAUCGAUUCGUAAGCUGAAUGAUUAUUGACUAUUUGUGAGUAUUUUCUGAAAUUCAACUCAGCUUAAACCAUGAAAAAUGUUUUAGUAUUGGCAUCUAAAGCCCAGAGUAUAGUCCGUUUCUAUACGUUCUAUUCACAGCCUGGCAAAGCAUAGUUUAUUUGACUAGUACGUGUACAUAGACGCUCGACGCAUGCGUAUUGCGACAAAAUGCAAUUGCAUCUCCUGGGCUACAGACUAGAUUCUCCUGUAGGCGCAUGCGCGAGCCACACGUACAAAAAGUACUGUAUGUGCGGUUACAAAAAUGUAGCACUGCGCGUACAAUGCGUGCGUACUAUUCUGAUGAUAAAAAUUGCGACCUUGGCAUACAAAUUAUGUAUGGUUUCAAAAAUCCGGCAGUGCGCACAUUGCACGCAUACUUUUCUGAUGACAAAAUUUGCGACCAUCGUGUAUGCGUAAAAAUGGACCAUACUUCGGCCUUAAGUCCCUAACAGUUGUAUUGAAACAUGUUAAAUACGUUUACGUUUCGUCUGAUGCUUGUUUUUUACAUUUUUCUUGAUGCACAGCUGCAGUUGAAUACAUAAGGGCCUGGUUUUGUCAUACAGGUACGAUAUGUGAAACAAAAAUGUCAAACGUUGUGGAAUGUAAACCCAGUGAAGAAUGUACGAUACAGUGGAUUCUAUCACAGGAGGGCUGGUUUUUGUAAUCGGUUGUCCAGUAUAAAUCAAUUAAAGCACAUUGUAUAGUCUUAGUUGAACGCAUGAAUCGUCGAACGGACAUUUGAAAGGCAAAAGCGCAACUUUAAUGCGUUUCAUACAGUGUAUGUCAUUGGAAGAUUGAAAACGUACUCAUUUGAGCACGUUUUCGAAUGAUGCCGAGAUGUGUGUAUUGAAAAUUUUUAUUUGUUAUAUUUCAGCACUAGUACUUUGAGUUUGUUUGGAUUUGUACAUUUUGUCUGUUUUACGUAAAUAAACAUGCACAGUUGUUCAAACAAA